Molecule: messenger RNA, 8154 nt
Organism: Didymodactylos carnosus
Lineage: Eukaryota; Metazoa; Rotifera; Eurotatoria; Philodinida; Philodinidae
Source: the annotation of a GenBank genome assembly
AUGCUCAGUUAUGUUUGUGAGAGGCAAAACGAAAGUGAAAAAUCAGCUAAAACAGCAGCAUUAUCGUCUACACAUCAUCAACAACCAAUUAGUGUUGAAUAUACAUCACCAGAUCGUGUUCGAAUAUCAUCAACAAAUAUAAUUGGAAAUCAACAACGAAGUGGCAUGAUGGUAAUGAAUGGGAAUAAUAGUAGUGAUAACUACACAAAUGGUGUACAUAAUGAUGUAAUAAAUUUAAAAAUUCAUAUAUCACGUGAUAAUAUCACUAAACAAAUGCAAUUUGAAACAAAUAUGCUUGUAUAUGAUGUAUGUCGAAUUAUUCAAGAUAAAAUAAUGAAUGAACCAACGUUAUAUCGAGGAGAUCCAUCUGAAUGUGGUCUAUUUAUUUAUGAUAAUUUAAAUCCCAUAAAGAGUAUUUGGUUAGAUAAUGGUCGUACAUUGAAUUAUUAUUCAUUAAAAAAUGGUGAUACUGUUGAAUAUCGAAACAAAUAUCGUCCACUUAAAAUUCGUUUACUUGAUGGGACAGUUAAAACAAUUAUGGUUGAUGAUAGUCAAAUCAUUGCUCAACUCAUUGUCUAUAUUUGUACCAAAUUUGGUAUCGCUAAUUAUGAUGAAUAUUCAUUAAUUUAUGAUUCUGGAACAGAUUCAACAGACACUCUAAAAACAUCAACACUGUUGAAAGAUCGUUCAUUGCACAGAACAGAUAAAAAAAUGGAAGAACUAAAGAAAAAAUUACAUACAAUUGACGAUACUCUAUGGCUUGAUCAAUCGAAAACACUUCGUCAACAAGGCAUUGAUGAAAAUUCAACUGUUGUUUUAAAACGAAAAUUUUUUUUCUCAGAUAAAAAUAUCGAUCAACGUGAUCCUAUUCAAUUAAAUUUACUCUAUGUUCAAUGUCGUAAUGGUAUUCUUGAUGGUGCUCAUCCAGUAACAUUUGAAGAAGCAAUUCAAUUUGCCGGUUUACAAUGUCAAAUACAAUUUGGUGAUUAUAAUGAAUCCAAACAUAAACCGGGCAUAUUAGAUAUCAAAGAUCUUUUACCAAAAGAAUAUACAAAAAUAAAAGGCGUUGAAAAACGAAUAUUUCUGGAACAUAAGAAACAUACUGGUUUAUCAGAGGCAGAUGCUAAAUUAAAAUAUACACAAUUGUGUCGAUCGCUCAAAACCUAUGGCGUUACAUUUUUUCUUGUCAAGGAAAAAAUGCCAGGUAAAAAUAAACUGGUACCACGUCUUCUUGGUGUAACAAAAGAUUCAAUUGUUCGUGUCGAUGAAAGAACGAAAGAAUUUAAUCAAGUAUGGCCACUGACACAUGUUAAACGUUGGACGGCAUCUCCCAAUACAUUUACAUUGGAUUUUGGUGAUUAUGCAAGUGCUUAUUAUUCUGUUCAAACGAAUGAUGGUGAACAAAUUUCACAAUUAAUUUCUGGCUAUAUUGAUAUUAUUCUUAGAAAGAAAAAAGAUCGAGAAUAUAUUGUUCAAGAUAAUGGAGGUGGAGAAGAAUCAACAAUGGUCGAAGAUAUUGUCUUACCAGCAAAAGCCACAAUUGUUCAACCAAAUCGUCCACCAUUUGGUUAUAUUCAUACAGAAAAUGUUUAUUCACCACCUCUGAUGAGAGGAACAUUCACUGAUGAUGGUCGUAUACAUCAUCAACAGUUAAUUGAUGAUGGACGUAUUCAUCAUCAACAAUUAAUUGAUGAUGGACGUAUUCAUCAUCAACAGUUAAUUGAUUAUGGUCAUGAGCCUAUGAUGGAUGUGCCGGCCUACUAUGAUAUGCAUCAACGAAAUCUUCGUGAUCACGAACGAGAAGCAGAAUAUUUCAUGCAAGCUAACCGCUAUAUAGAACCAAUGCAACCAAUACAACCAAUGCAUCAUGUACCACCGCAAAGACGUGCCGCUUUAUAUACAACAAUUGAAAAUGCAAGAAAUGCUGUUUCUACAGCACAAUCACAAUUAGCUAGAGAACUUCGUCUAGAAUAUUUACAACCACAACAGGAUGAACAACAAUGGAGCCGUGAAAAUCGAUUAGAUGUUAGCCGUCAGUUAUUGGGCAGUGAAUUAUGUGCUAUAAACGCUUCGACAGCUCAAAUAGUUACAUUAACAUCUGAUCAACAUCGGUCUGAUGAACAUUCACUUGGCGCUGCUAUAUCGACUAUAACGAAUAAUUUAUAUGAAUUUUGUAAAGAAAUGGAAACUUAUUCUUCAAUGACUGAGGCUGAUGAUCAAACAAAUCCAUUGAUGAAUGCUACUCGACGUUUAUGUUCAACAUUCAGUGAUUUACUAUCGUGUAUUGAAUCGGAUACUACAGAUUCAAUGGCUAGACAGUCUCUCCUUGUAACAGCAAGUCGAUUAGGUGAAGUCAGUCAAGAUUUAAUUAAGAAAAUUGGUUCAAAUGGAACAAAUGACGAUAUACUCGACAGUGUUUAUCAAGAGAGAUUGUUAUCAUUAGCAAAAUCUGUCGCCAAUGCUACGGCACUGUACGUUUAUAAAGCAAAAGAUAUAGCGAGUAAUGUUAGUGAUCAACAAUAUGUUAAUGACAUUAUAUCAACAGCAACACAAUGCGCAUUAGCUACAUCUCAGUUGGUAGCUUGUACUAAAGUUGUUGCUGCUACUAUAUCAAGUCCGUUAUGUCAAGAACAGUUGAUCGAGUCUACACGUUACGUCACACGUUCGAUUGAAGCUGUGUUAAACUCAUGUCAUCAGGCAACAACAAGUGAACAAAUGCUAUCUGAAUUAGAUGAUGCAGCAAAAUCUGUAACAAAGACGUUGAAUGAAUUACUAUUGCAUAUUAAACAAGCUACAGAAUGUGCUGCUUUAUCUACAGAAGUUGGUCAUUUUACAUCUACUACGACUACAACAAUGAUAAAUACAUCUACUACUUCAAACGUUACUUCAACGCAGCAACAUGAUGAAUCUAUAGAUAAAAUUUUAACAGCAUCCGAUCGUCUGUUUUCAUCUGUGGGUGAUGCAUCUGAAAUGGUUAAACAAGCUAAAAUAUUAGCACAAGCAACAGCACAAUUAGUUUCAUCAUUGAGACAACAAGCCGAAUCGACUGUUGAUGAUACAAAUCAACAAAAAAAAUUAUUAUCAGCCGCUAAAAUGUUAGCAGAUGCAACAGCUAAAAUGGUUGAAGCGGCUAAAGGUUGUGCAACGAAACCAAACGAUACACAAUUACAAUAUUGCUUGAAAAAGGCAGCAGAAGAAUUGAGAUCGGCAACAAACGUGGCUUCUAGUAAUAAUGUAAAGCGUAAAGUUCUUAAACGUGUUGAACAAUGUGCAAAAAACUGUGCAUCAUCAGCAACACAAUGUAUAGCAGCCACACAAGGCUCGGCACAAUCAAAUAAAAAUGCACAGUCUCAUCAACAAUUAGUUGAACAAUGUAAACAAGUUGCAGAUUUAAUUCCAAAACUUGUUCAAGGAAUUCGUGGAGUAAUUGUAAAACCGGAUUCAUUUAGUUCACAAAUUAAUUUAUUAAAUGCAUGUGAUGAUUUUAUUGGACCGGCGACGCGUCUCACCACUUUGGCAAAAGCAGCUGUACCAACAAUUCAAGAUCAAUCACAAGCAUUACAUUUAAAUAACAGUUCGAAACAGUUGACUCAAUCAAUCAUGGAUCUUCGUUCGUGUCUAACUCGAGCACAAGAAUUGUGUGGUGCUGCAUUAGAUGUUGAAACUAUAAUUGAAUCGAUUGAUUUACUGGAUAAAGAACUAAUUGAUAUAAAAAAACAAGCAAAAGAUGGAAAAUUACGUCCAAAACCUGAAGAAACAAUUGAUACAUCGUCUGCUCAAUUAUGUUCGAUGUGUAAACAAGUUGGUUCAACUGUCUCACAGCUCUUAAAUGCUGUCGCACAAGGUGAUGAAAAUUGUACGGGAAUAUGUGCACGAGAUGCGGUGAAUACACUGAAAACAUUAACAAACUCAAUUCGUGGUAUAGCAGCUAGUUCAUCCGAUUAUCGAAUGCAAGAAACAAUUAUAAAUUCUUCUCGCGAAGUAUUAGAAAAAUCAACAAAAUUAGUUAAAGAGGCUAAAAAAGCUGUUCAUUCACCACAAGAUACAGAAAUACAAACAAAAUUAGCAGAAAUUGCAAAAGAAGUACAAUCAGCCUUAAAUGCAUGUUUGUCAAAUAUGCCAAGCCAACGAUAUAUUGAUGAUGCUUUAAAACAAAUGUCUGAAUAUGUCUACGCAUUAGCUGGUCCAUAUAAUCGAAAACCGUCUCGAACAUAUGAUGAUGUACAAACACAUAUUAGUCGUGCAGCUGCUGAUUUGAAUAAUGCUACAACAGAAUUAGUUGUCAGUGCACGUAGUGGAACAAAUGCAUUACAGCAAAUAACGCAACGUUUUAGUCGUGCAUUCAGUGAAUUUAUAGAUAAUGGAAUCGAUUUAGCCGGUCAUCAGGAAGAUGAAAAACGUUCUAAAGUGAUCUCAUCCUUAAAACAAGUGCAUACAUCAUCGAGUGCAUUACUCGAACGAGCGAAAUCAGCAUCAAUUGAUACAACAACAACUUCAACGAGUACCAAAAAUCAAUUAACAACUGCUGCAAAAGCUGUGACAGAGAGUAUCAAUGAUGUUAUCUCUGUUUGUUUAACUGUUGAUGUAAAUACUGCACAAUCAUCAAUGGGACGAUUAGAAUGUGAUAAUGCUAUUAGAGAAAUGCAAACAUCAAAAACAGUUUUACAAAAUCCUGUUACACCAGUGACAGAUUAUACAUAUUUCGAAGCAUUAGAUCACGUCGUUGAUUAUUCAAAGCAUCUGGGCUCAGCAAUGACGAAUAUAGCCAGUGCCGUGAAAAAUACAAAUCAUCAACUAUUUUCUCGAGCUGUUCGUGAUGCUUCGACAGCUGUUUGUGGUUUAAGCGAAGCAUCUGGUCAAGCAGCUUAUUUGAUUGGUGUAUCGGACUCAUCGUCAACAAAAGAAAAAUCUAGCAUUGUUGAUCAACAAUUAUUUCAACGUUCUGUUAAUUCAAUACGUCAAGCAUGCAAUGAUUUAUCUAAUUCAACUAUCGACAAAAACGAAAUUUUGAGUUGUGCAACAACCAUUGCAAAAAAUACGUCAACAUUAUGUAAUGCGGCACGUGAUGCUUCAUCUCGAACCACAAAUGCACUUGCGCGUAGAAGCUUUGUUCAAUCAGCUAAAGAUGUAGCGAAUGCUACUGCUAAUCUUGUGCGAACAAUAAAGAUCUUGGAUAGUUCUUAUACACAUGAACAUCAUCGAGAAUGCAUUGAAACAAGUCGACCAUUACUUCAAUCUAUCGAUGAACUUUAUACGUAUGCCAUGUCAAAAGAAUUUUCAAGUAUUCCAGCAUCAAUUAGUAAUGCAGGUCGUCAAUUACAGGAGCCUAUUGUAUCCUCAGCUCGUAAUGUUGUCGAUGGUGCGUGUAACAUAGUUGAAUGUUCAAAAACGUUGAUUAUGAAUUCAAAAGAACCGAGUCAAUGGCAACAAUUGGCAACGCAUACAAAAACUGUUUCAGAAUCAAUUAAACGUCUAGCGACAUCGGUGAAGGAAAUGGCGCCUGGCUCACGUGAAUGUGAAAAAGCGAUUGAAGAACUUCGAAUUUUAUUUCACGAUGUUGAUAAAGCUAUGAUGAAUAUUGGAUCAUUACCCAAAACAGAUAAAUCCCUUCAGUUUCAUCAAGAACAAAUUUCAUCAAGCUCCCAUUUUAUGUCAGAAUAUAUCGAAGAUAUUCGUCGUUCAUCAAAACGCGAAUCAGAACGUUUAGGUUCAUGUGUGACACAAUUCACAACAUAUAUUGAACCGCUAGUUCGCAAUACAAUUGAUUAUGUAUCACGUAUAACAAACAGUCGACAACAGACAACAAUCUUAGAACAAUUAAAAUCUGUUGUAGAAACUGGUUUACAAUUGCUAAUAUCUGCUAAAGAAUCAAGUGGUAAUGUGAAAAACGUUCAAUGGCAUAAAGUUGUCGAUGAAAAUUCGUCACAAAUGAUAUCAUUAUUGAAAGAAUUAGUUCAUACAAUUGAAGAAAAUUCAUCGUCAAUCGGUAUUAUGAGUGGUUUAUGUGAAAAUAUUCGAAAAUUAAUCCAUACUAUAGAUUCAAACGUAAUCACGGAUGGUUUGUUCCAGGAUUAUCAAACACGUAUGGUCGAAAUUGUUCGUCAAAUGGCACGCACAACACAAGAUAUAUUGACGAAAUCAUCAAACCAUGAAGACGUUAAAUAUUUGGCCAGUCAACUGACAAAAGAAUAUAAUGAAUUAAUACGAGCAACGUACGGUGCUAUUGGAACAGCAUCUACUACAGAAUUAGCAAGUAGAAUUAAACGUGUUGUUAGUGAAUUGGGAGAAGCAUGUAUCGAAUUAAUACAAAAAAUAGGACAAUUGCAACAGAAUCCACAUGAUCAAACAUUAAAACGUGAAAUACAAGAUUUAUGUCAAAAAGUUAUUGAAAAAAUUUCAUAUGUUUUGGCUGCACUUCAAGCUUCAGCACGUGGCACUCAGGCUUGUAUCAAUGCUGCUAGUACUGUGAGUGGCAUCAUAGCUGAUUUGGAUACCACAAUUUUAUUUGCAACGGCUGGUACAUUAAAUUCUGAGCGUGAUGGUGAAACGUUUGCUGAUCAUCGCGAAGCUAUUCUUAAAACAGCAAAAGCACUAGUUGAAGAUACUAAAACAUUAGUAGCUGGUGCUGCAAGCUCACAGGAACAAUUAGCUUCGGCUGCACAAGCUGCCGUUCGAACAAUCACUAAGUUGGCUGAAGUUGUGAAACUUGGUGCUGCUUCGUUAGGUGCUGAAGAUGGCGAAGCGCAAGUACUCCUAAUUAAUAGUGUCAAGGAUGUUGCACAAGCUUUAAAUAAUUUGAUAAGCGUCACAAAAUCGGCAAGUGGCAAAGAUAUCAACGAUCCUGAAAUGCAGAAAUUAAAAGAAUCAGCCAAGGUUAUGGUCACGAAUGUAACAUCGCUCUUAAAAACAGUGAAAACAGUUGAAGAUGAAGCAUCAAGAGGUACAAAUGCAUUGGAGGCUGCCAUUGAAGCAAUUGCUCAGGAAAUUCGUGCUUUCUCAAGUGCUCAACCGCCAAGUUUACGAUCACCACCUGAAGAACUUAUUCGUGUUACAAAACAGAUUACAAUUGCGACAAGUAAAGCGAUGAGUGCUGGUCAAUCAUGUCGUCAAGAUGAAAUAAUUGCUGCAGCAAAUAUGGGUCGAAAAUCAAUAUCUGAUCUGUUGUUUGUUUGCAAAUGUAGUGCGUAUACAACUGAACAACAAGAUUUAAGACAACGAACGUUAGAGAGUGGAAAAAAUUGUGCAAAACACUAUAAAGAAUUAUUAGAAACCAUUCAUAUAUUAAUACAAAAACCAUCGAAUGAAGCAAAACAAAAAUUAUUAGUAUAUUUAAGAUCAGUUACACAAUCCACUCAAGAUCUCGUACAUUGUGCGGAACAGCUUAAAGGAUCUGAUUGGAUUGAUCCAGAUGAUCCAACAUAUAUUGCUGAAAGUGAAUUAUUAUUAGCUGCUCAAAGUAUCGAAGCAGCAGCAAAAAAAUUAUCUUAUUUGAAACCACGUCGAAAACCCAAGGAAAUUAAUGAAAAUUUGAAUUUUGAUGAACAAAUACUUGAAGCGGCCAAAUCCAUAAUGAAUGCAGCCAGUGCCUUGAUUAAAGGAGCUACGGCAGCACAAAAAGAGUUGGUUUCACAAGGAAAAUUGUCAAAUGCUUCCGGUAUGAGAGUGACCAAUCAAGACGAAGAUGGACAAUGGUCACAAGGUUUAAUAUCCGCUGCUCGUUACGUGGCUGUUGCAUGUCAUAGUCUGUGCGAUGCAGCUAAUGGCCUAGUACAAGGUCACGGCACAGAAGAAAAACUCAUAUCAGCUGCAAAACAGGUUUCAUCAAAUACAGCUGCACUUCUAGUUGCUUGUAAAGUGAAAGCUGAUUUUAUGAGUCAAUCCAUGGCUCGAUUACAAAAUGCUGGUAAUGCUGUUAAACGUGCAACAGAUGCUCUUGUUCGUUCAUCUCAACAAGCUGUUGAAAUGCAAGAAGAAGAAAAAUAUUUAGAAGUAUCUAUGAGAUUCGUACCUGGUAUUGCUCAAGAAAUAAAAGCGAAAGAAAUUAUACUGACAAAAGAACGUGAAUUAGAUGAAGCUCGAAACCGUUUAAAAGCUCUACAUUUAGCUAAAUAUGGACAUGUAGAUAAAAAUAAUGAAUCAUAUCAAAGUUCUUGA